Messenger RNA from Cariama cristata (Red-legged seriema), 696 nucleotides. RefSeq names its product steroidogenic factor 1-like. Gene Ontology annotation, cellular component: RNA polymerase II transcription regulator complex. Gene Ontology annotation, biological process: hormone-mediated signaling pathway; tissue development; regulation of transcription by RNA polymerase II. The annotation marks the transcript as partial. The transcript has a single exon. The record is from RefSeq and is a predicted model, not a curated record. Gene Ontology annotation, molecular function: nuclear receptor activity; RNA polymerase II cis-regulatory region sequence-specific DNA binding. NCBI's taxonomy places the organism in Eukaryota, Metazoa, Chordata, Aves, Cariamiformes, Cariamidae.
CUGUGCGUGCAGAUCGGAUGCGCGGAGGGAGGAACAAGUUUGGACCCAUGUACAAGCGGGACCGUGCCUUAAAGCAGCAGAAGAAAGCUCUGAUCCGCGCCAACGGCUUCAAGCUGGAGACCAUGCCUCAGAUCAUGUCCCCGGUGCAGAACGACUACAGCCUGUCCUCCACCAUCCACAGCAUCCACGCCAUGUCCAAGACCUUGCCGCCCAACCCUGCCGCCCUGACGCCCGUCGACUACGAGCGCAGCCCCUACGGGACGCCCUCCCUGGGAAUAACUGUGCCCAGCCACGCGCCGCUGGCCAGCUACCACUACCCCUCCUUCCCCAGCCGCGCCAUCAAGUCCGAGUACCCAGACCCCUACACAAACGCGCACGAGUCCGUGCCUGCCUACAUGUACCCAGAGACCUACCCCAGCAGCUCCCCUCCCGACAUCCCCGAGGUCAUCCUGAAGCUGCUGCAGCUGGAGCCCGACGAGGCCCAGGUGAAGGCGCGGAUACUGGCCUGCCUGCAGCAAGAGCAAGGCAAAGGCCGGCACGAGAAGCUCAGCACCUUCGGCCUCAUGUGCAAGAUGGCUGACCAGACCCUCUUCUCCAUCGUGGAGUGGGCACGGAGCUGCAUCUUCUUCAAGGAGCUGGAGGUAGGAGCCUGGGCAGGGGGGAGGGAUGCCGCACUGGGUGGGCGAUGUGAGGCAG